AUGGCCACCGUGACAAGGAUCGGCAAUGAUGCCACCAAUUUCUGGGAUUAUGAUACCGACAACGAUCUAAUCGAUCUCUCCCGAGCUUCGAGCUCGAAUAACCUGAUCACGCUCCAGACAUCCACCAGCACGCUUUGUUUGAACCCAGAGAAGACUGCCCUAUUAAUUGUGGACAUGCAGAAUUUCUUCUUAUCUCCAGCUGUCCGGCCUCGAUCUGUCAAACAAGAGCCUACCGCAGCAGAAGCAGCCGCGCAAGCGCUCCUCGAUAUGGGGAUUCCGGCUGCGCGAGCACAUGGCAUACAGAUCGUCUGGCUAUCCUGGGGUCUGACAGAAUGCGAUUUGAAUACCAUGCCACCUGCGGUUAUGAGAACAUUUGGGAACUAUACUGCCGCAUCUUCCACAGUCAAACAGGGUGACCUUGAGAAGCCUAUCCCUACAGUACCGAACAUGAUUCGAACAAAGAAUCCUGCACUUUACAGAGGCCUUGGGACUGAACUCGGCACGGUUGAUUUGGGAGAUAACCAGACUGUACAAGGUGGACGAGUAUUGAUGCGCGGAUCCUGGAAUGCCGGUCUUUAUGAACCCCUGGAAAGAGCAUAUCAGGCUGGUAGUCAGCAAACUAGUACCCUGCAAGGGUCCAAAUCGGACGUGUUGAUUUACAAGAACCGAACCUCAGGGCUUUGUAUUCCAGGCUCAGACUUGGAGAAGUUUUUAGAACGAGAAGGUAUCACAACACUUCUCUUCGGAGGGGUGAAUACCGAUCAGUGUGUCGGUGGUACAUUGAUGGAUGCCUUUAGUAAAGGAUACGAUUGCAUUCUGCUCCGUGAUGCAGCCACAACUGGAACACCAUUUGGAGCAAAUGAGGUCUGGGAAUGGAAUAUAACCAACUGCUGGGGGUUUGUCACAACCUGUGAAGCGUUGCAAAAUGCUUCAACUGCAGCCGACAAUCGCAAUAGAUUUUAG
Molecule: messenger RNA, 963 nt
Organism: Penicillium macrosclerotiorum
Lineage: Eukaryota; Fungi; Ascomycota; Eurotiomycetes; Eurotiales; Aspergillaceae
Product: cysteine hydrolase family protein
Exons: 1
Coding region: 1-963 (320 amino acids)
Source: RefSeq, a predicted model, not a curated record